ACGAAGGAUCUGGGCUUCCUCCCGAUACCGAAGCGCUUGCGAUAUGAUCCUGAUAGCCCUGCACACUUUGGCUUGUUGCUUAACGCAACAUUCGGUAUUGCAAGCACAUUCACCGUGGCAAAUCUGUACUAUUGCCAGCCACUUCUCAUCCAGUUCUCCAGAUCAUGCAAUGUUUCAUAUGAUACCGUCUCAAGUAUACCCACUUUAGUACAGGCAGGUAAGGCCAGUCGCUCAAAGAGUCUAAGACUUAGGCUCACCGUUCUAUUCAGAUACGCUACGGGCAUUCUGCUAAUCUCGACACUUAGCGACCUUGUGCGACGCAGACCGCUCAUCCUUCUCCUUGUGUUCACCUCUGCCUCACUCACGAUCGGACUAGCCAUCACCACGAAUUUUGCCGUUUUCGAGGCGCUAUGUUUUCUAGUCUGCUUGGUCACCGUCGUACCACAGAUCCUUAUGCCUCUUGCCGCUGAUCUCGCACCGCCAGAAUGCAGAGCAUCUGCACUCUCCAUCAUUCUCGCAGGCCUGCUCUUCGGUGUGCUCAUUGCAAGAGUGCUCGCAGGCAUCAUCGCACAAUAUGCAACAUGGCGGGUCGUGUACUACCUCUCGAUCGGCGUGCAGUGUGCCGUGCUACUGAUGCUCUAUUUGGUGCUUCCCGAUUAUCCCGCAAAGAACAAGGGCACGACAUACUUUGGUAUCCUGUACAGCAUGGCAAAGUUCUGCGUCACAGCGCCGCUACUUAUCCAGGCUGUCCUAAUCAACCUCCCAUCAAGCGCGUGCUUCACGAACUUCUGGGUUACGCUGACCUUCCUAUUGGGGGGAUCACCAUAUCAUUAUUCUACGUUGGUAAUCGGACUCUUUGGUCUAGUCGGGAUGGUCGGGGUCGCUAUGGCUCCUAUACUCGGACGCUUUAUCGACAGCCUCGUCCCGUGGUUUGCGACCGUGAUCGCUACAUUGGCCUAUGUCCUGUGCGUCGCAGUCGAAGUCGGUGCAGAUGGCAUCAACGUCUCUGCGGUCGUCAUCGUCUGCAUCGGGAUCGACGUCUUCAGGCAGAUGGUUCAGGUCUCGCUCACUACCACCCUCUUUGGCCUCGACCCGAGCGCGCGCUCUCGGCUGAACGCUGUGAUCCUCGUGUCGUUAUUCGUAGGCCAAGUGAUGGGGACUGCAGUUGGCUCGAAAGUUUUCACCGAGUAUGGAUGGCGCCCAGCAGCAGCGCUGAACCUUGCAUGGAGCGGAUUCAUGUUGAUCAUCAUCCUGAUUCGAGGUCCGCACGUGUCGAGGUACACAUGGGUUGGCUAUAGAGGAGGAUUGGAGGUACGCAAGCGGAAGGUGGAGGGGGAUGAUAGAUCACAAUCCCACAAUGGGAUGCAAAUUGGUGACAUAGAAGGUUCAGCUAGUAAAGGAGAUGCAGAGACGAAAUCUGAGGACUAUACGCGGUCGAACAGAGACAAGAGCGAUCAAUAG
Molecule: messenger RNA, 1461 nt
Organism: Laetiporus sulphureus 93-53
Lineage: Eukaryota; Fungi; Basidiomycota; Agaricomycetes; Polyporales; Laetiporaceae
Product: MFS general substrate transporter
Exons: 6
Biological process (GO): transmembrane transport
Molecular function (GO): transmembrane transporter activity
Source: RefSeq, a predicted model, not a curated record